Paramisgurnus dabryanus is the source of this 5409-nucleotide messenger RNA. It is a transcript of the gene garnl3, whose product is annotated as GTPase activating Rap/RanGAP domain like 3. The record is from RefSeq and is a predicted model, not a curated record. NCBI's taxonomy places the organism in Eukaryota, Metazoa, Chordata, Actinopteri, Cypriniformes, Cobitidae. Gene Ontology annotation, molecular function: GTPase activator activity. Gene Ontology annotation, biological process: regulation of small GTPase mediated signal transduction.
CAUCCCUUAAGAAAGGGUAACGGGAGGAUCGACCCGGAGAUUUUAUCGACGACUUUUAGCACGUCUGUCCACUUUCAAUUCAACGUGGCCGUAUUGGAUGGAGUUGGAGAAGUCUUUUCCCGACAUCGUGCACGUUUUAUCCACUUAAAUCAUUUCAUCUUCUGCUGGGGAAAGUGUGUGCUUCACUUUUUGUUUUUCCCGUGGAGGAGGACCCACUAGCCUAUUCCCUUCCCUCUCUUUGUGCGCUCUCUCCCGUUUCACCAUUCGCCAGACGCGGUCCGAAGCCGCAGCAUCAUCAGCGGUGGCGCUGCCUCAGUCUCGGACCCGGUGAUUUAAGUGUGCCCUGCUGCUAUCCCACCACAAUGAAUUCGGAUAUUAACAUGUACUUGGGUCGAGAGAAAGCGGGGAUCAUGCGAAAGAGAGCCCUGUUACUCAGGAAAGGCUGCAGUUUUGAAAUCACGAGCUCAGCUUCAGAGGAUCUUGGAUGCAGAAGAGGAGAGUUUAGCAGAAAGCACUAUGGAUCAGUUGAACUGCUCAUUUCCAGUGAUGCAGAUGGGGCCAUACAGAGAGCUGGAAGAUUCAGGGUGGAAAAUGGUUCAGUAGAUGAGACCUCUGACUACACACCUGGAACAUGGAGGAGGACUGACGUUCAUCUGGAGAACCCAGAGUACCACACCAGAUGGUACUUCAAGUACUUCCUGGGAAAAGUCCAUCAGAACUACGUAGGAACAGAUGCAGAGAAGAACCCUUUCUUCCUCUCUGUGGUUCUGUCAGACCAGAACAACCAGAGGAUCCCACAGUACAGAGCCAUCCUCUGGCGCAAAACGGGUACUCUAAAAAUAAGCCUUCCAUACAGUCCAACAAAAACACUAUCAGUCAAAUCUAUAUUAAGUGCCAUGAAUGUGGAUCGGUUUGAGAAGGGCCCUAGGGAGAUCCUUAACCCAGAGAUUCAGAAGGACUUACUGGUGUUGGAGGAACAAGAGGGCAGUGUAAACUUUAAAUUUGGUGUUCUUUAUGCCAAAGACGGACAGUUGACAGAUGAUGAAAUGUUCAGCAAUGAAACAGGAAGUGAGACUUUUGAGAAAUUUUUGAAUCUUCUUGGUGACACGAUCUGUCUUCAGGGCUGGGCAGGGUAUCGAGGAGGACUGGACACUAAAAAUGACACUACAGGAAUAAACUCCAUCUACACAGUCUAUCAGGGUCACGAGCUCAUGUUCCAUGUUUCCACCAUGCUACCUUAUUCUAGAGAGAACAAGCAACAGGUAGAGAGAAAGAGACACAUUGGAAAUGACAUCGUGACUAUUGUGUUUCAAGAGGGGGAUGACGCCUCGCCGUCUUUCAAGCCCUCUAUGAUUCGAUCCCAUUUCACUCAUAUUUUUGCCUUAGUUCGAUAUAAUAGUCAGAAUGAUAGUUACAGGUUAAAGAUUUUCUCAGAGGAGAGCGUGCCACUGUUCGGACCACCUCUCCCUUCUCCUCCAUUGUUCACAGACCAUCAGGAGUUCAGGGACUUUUUACUAGUUAAAUUAAUAAAUGGAGAAAAAGCCACUCUCGAGACCCCCACCUUUGCUCAGAAACGUCAGCGUACGCUGGACAUGCUGAUCAGGUCCUUGUACCAGGACCUUAUGCCUGACAUGCACAAGGUUCCCUUCUCUCCGCAGAACAUGCUGAACCGACGCUCCUUCAGCGACGUACUGCCCGAGUCUCCCAAAUCUGCCCGUAAGAAAGAGGAAGCACGUCAAGCCGAGUUUGUCCGGGUUGGACAGGCACUGAAGCUAAAAACUAUAGUUAGAGGUGAUGCGCCCACCAGUCUAGUCACUACCGGCCUUUGCAGGAAAGAGCCAUGGGAGUCGCAGUCUUUCUGCAGUAGCUUUCCAUAUGACAUAGUCUGUGGAGAUUCAUGGGGACAGUCGUUAUUGGUCGCCACAGAGUCAGCAGGGGUUAUGCUGCUGGAGGCCUCAGAUCCACUGUUCUCCAAUGCAGAUUCACCAACCCUGCCUCCAGUGCAAGUAUUUGACAAAACCCUGACUGUCAAACAAAUGCAUGUGCUUGAACCUCAGGACCUUCUCAUUGCAAGAGCAGAUAAAGGGAAAGACGCUCGUCUAUAUGUUUAUAGACUAAGCACACUGAAACGAGGGAUAGAAGAGCGACAGCUUGUCCGCACCAAAUGCGACAGUCGAGAAAACAAGCUUGAGAAAACCAAAGGCUGCCAUCUCUACUCCAUAAACACACAUCACGGGGUGGAGCUCAGAAUCGUAGCGGCCAUAAGAAAUAAGCUUCUCCUCAUCACCAGGAAACUGUCACGGUUGGAAUCUCUUAGCUCUGUAGCUACAGUGACGGGGGCUAGUGACUCACCUGUGGAGGAUUUCCAAUACAUACGAGAGAUUUGCCUGUGUGACUCACCGGUGGUCAUGGCAUUGGUUGAUGGCCCAACAGGAGAGAAUGAUCAUAUGAUAUGUGUGGCUUACAGACAUCAGUUUGACUUGAUCAAUGAGAGCACAGGAGACGCCUAUAGAUUACACCAUGUGGACGCCAACAGGGUGAACUUUGUUGCUGCCAUAGAUGUGUAUGAAGACGGAGAGGCUGGACUUCUUUUCUGCUACAACAAUAUCUGUGUCUAUAAGAAAGUGUGCCCGUUUAAUGGAGCCACACCCAUGAUUCAGCCAAACUCUUUGGACUUCCAUUUUAGCUGGAACCAAAUGCCGAAUGCUAUCGUGUGUGCAUUCCCUUAUAUCCUGGCCUUCACAUUUGACUCCAUUGAGAUUCGACUAGUUGUUAACGGAAAUCUAGUAUACACAGCUGUUGUUCCAGAUCUACAACUCUCUGCAUCCAGAUCUGAUAUCUAUUUCAUGUCAUCAGCGCCUAUAAACUCUGCAUCUAACUGUAGCUCCAGAGACACUAGUUCCCAGAGUUCACCUCAAACUCCUACUGGCUAUGAGAUGCCUGUCUUCCCUUCACCACUUGGAGAUGAUUGUAUUCGGAUCCCCUACGGCUCCAAGCUAUCCCUCUACAUGUCUAAAGACUCUGAAGGUGAAGCUCCCUCUAAACACAUCUAUAAGAUCCCAUUAAGUAACCUAGUCGGGAGGAGCAUAGAGAGACCACUCAAGUCUCCUUUGGUUAAUAAAGUAGUCACGGCACCGGCCCCCAGCGUGAUAGCUCCUGCCUCAACGAUCUCAACAACACCUUCCCUCUCACUGUCCCGCAUGGAGAUCAAAGAAAUCGCCAGCCGCACACGGAAAGAACUGCUGGGUUUGACUGAGGAACCAAGCAACAAGUCAGAUAGUAACUCAGUGAAACAGAGAAGAAUGAGCAAGAAAACCAAGGAGGAAGAUCAACCGAGAACGGCGGGAGCCAUUAUUACUGAGCAAGUGGGAAUGGAGUCUGUAGAGGGAGAAACUGACAUCCACCGACUUUGCUUAUCUGGCUCUGAGAUGGAGCCACGAGAUGACAGCCCACCCACGGCCAGCCCUUUUACCCUAUCCACUUCUUUUGAGGAGGAUAUUUUGGACCUGAAGUAAUGACAAUCACAGUCUGUGGAUCACAGUGCACCUCCCACCUUACACAUCCUCCUAUCUUAUCCCAGUUUUAUCAUUGUCACGUCGAAGUUUGUGUUUUUCCUCAGUCUGCCCGCUCAUCUGCAGUAUGCAGUGUGCUUUAUACUUGGAGUUUACAGUGUGAGGUCAGAAUAUACUCCUUAUAGCGGAUGUAUGCAUACAGUAUGUGAAUGUGUGUGACUCUGUGUUUACUCUACAAGUGAGACAGAAAUACAGCUAGAAAACAAAAUAAAAAUGUAAAUUUUACAAUACUGUUCAGAAGAAUACCCCAAAAUACGAAUUAGUGGAUAAUUAAUGUAGUUUCUAUAACACAGGAAAUGGAAGCAAACUUAAAGCCAUAAGAACAUAAAAUACGAUAAUGACUUUUUUGGUAAAAUAUACUUUUAACUCCAAGACCUGAAUGUAAGAUUGACACACCUAUAAAACGUAUAAGCAUAUUUUAGUUAUUUUUGUGUUUUGAAAUGUUUUCUAUGUUUGUGAUUUGUACAUUGUGUGAUUAUUUUAAAGUUGUAAAAAACCUCUACGCGCAUCUCAAAUCAGAUGCACACAUGAACAUACAGAUGUAAACACAGAUAUAUAUAUAUAUAUAAAUAUACCUUUCUAGCUAUUGUAUUAUGGACAAUACAAAUAAAACGUACUUGUAUAUAUCAAUAUUACAGUCAAACCUGCCUCCACCCUCACCUCAUGCUUUUAAACCCUGACAUGCAAUUUUUUUUAGCUGAAAGGACAGGAGUCUCCCACAAGUGCCAUUCUCUAUCUGCCCUUCAACCGCUAGCACUCUUGAAUUGUGUUUCUCAUGAGACAGCGAACAACAAACCAUUCCAGAUUACAGUUUGGGAUUACUACGUCUAUUGCAUAGUGGUUUACUGCGGAUCACUAUGCUGAUGGUAUGAGCUUUGAUCCAUGAACAACACCCACAUUUAGGCUCAUAGCAUUAACAACCGUACAGUUAAAUGUAUUUUUAAAGUGCUGUUGCUUCUUGAAAAGGGCUCUGGAUCACCUGCAUGCCUCCAGUCAAUCCCAAAACAAGUUGAAAGGGAUUUUAUGUCGGAAUAUUUUAGAAUUAGGAUGUAUUACCUUGACUCUUCUCAUGGAUUUGGUACAAAUUGAAAGCAACCUCCAGGAAUUCAAGCCAGGGUCAUUUAGAUUACUUAGUCUUUGAUUCUGGGUUAAUAAGGGAACGAGAAAAUCGAUUCUACUGUUUACAGUUCAAACUAAGAGACUUUUAAAGAAUGUCAGCAAAAGCAUGACGCAGGACAUACGCAAGAGCCUCAGGAACAGCAAAGGAGUGUGAGGAUAAGUAUUUUAGAUGUGAAUAAACUGCUUAGCUGAAUGCAUGCCCUGCCCACUUGUACCUUCUUAUACUUUCUUCAUCUCAAAGUGAACCACUCAACACUAGUAGCAGCCUGGAGUACAAAUAGAAAGCGUGGAGAUAUUUUUGUAAAUGAAAAUUUUAAAUAUUAUUUAUUUGCUUAAAGGAAAAGGGUGAGUUGGCUAGACUGACGGAGUUUAGUUUUUGUUUUUGUUUGUUUUGCCUAUCUUACGUCUUGCCCCUCCGUCUGUUCACUCUCCUCACUGUUUUCACCUUGGUUUUGUAUCUAUAUCAAGUUUAACUGUUUAGACUGUUGCAGAAUCUCUGUGAUAUCAGAAUUAAAGAAAAAACGAAUAAAAAAACACCAAGUGUCUUAAAAUACUGUAUUGCCAUUGUUUUUAAUGCCAAGUACUACUUGUAAAUGUUUGUGUUUCAGAUGUGGCCUCAGAAAUAAUUAUUAUUGCUAUGAUAUUUGAACGAGUGCUGUAGAUCUCUGCUGUAGUUAAUAUUGUUCAUUGAUAUGAAAUAAAUAUUUAUGAAAUUUCA